Messenger RNA from Aspergillus ibericus CBS 121593, 1571 nucleotides. RefSeq lists its product as uncharacterized. The record is from RefSeq and is a predicted model, not a curated record. The coding region runs from base 501 to 1571 and encodes 356 amino acids. NCBI's taxonomy places the organism in Eukaryota, Fungi, Ascomycota, Eurotiomycetes, Eurotiales, Aspergillaceae. The transcript has 5 exons.
CGCAGUGGGCAAUCAAGCAAUCCACCAACCGUCUCAUCUCAUCCCCUGCGACUAAGAGCAUCCAGUCCUGAACCCUUAGCCGAAGUCUAUCCCUCCCAGUUGGACCCCGCCCAAGCAAAUGACGGCCGAAUGCCAAUGGAACCAGGAUUCGGAUCCCAGCCUGGCCAUGCGAUUUACCCUCUCGGCCAGGAGGGGAAGGAACCUAAUGGGUGUGUGAGUGCGCCCACGAACAGGCUGGUCGGCCGGAUCUCCUUGGACUUCCGGUCGAUAGGGAAUUGGAGGUAGUAGUAGCAGUAGGCCCUGCAUCAAUCGAUCGAUUAUUACCUUACUCCGUAGGUAUCUACUACGUCCUAUUUACUCGAGAUCGUGCCCGUCCAGACAGACCCUGUCUGUCUUCGAUCCGCCCCCCCCCCUCUCUUCCAGCGGACCGGCCAUCUCAUUAUCCUGCGUGACAUGAUUCCCGCCGGGGAUCAGCGUCAGCAAUCUGGUUGUUGCCCUUCAUGGGGCGGUUCACAGGCGAUACGAAAGAUCCGGCCGUCAAUGUCACGACCUGGUUUCUCCUCGUGACGGCCGCGCUGAGUGUCAUGUUUCGGCUCGGGACGAAGUAUGGCUCGUUUCGCACGUUCACGAAUGAUGAUUAUUUGAUUGUGGUGUCGUUGGUAUUCUGCAUCGGACAAUCCCUCGCGGUGUCGAUGGCUGUCGCAAAUGGCUAUGGAUAUCACUAUUCUACGCUGUCGCCGGAGCGCUUCGAUAAUAUGAUGAAGUCGCAAUACGCCGCCUCGCUGCUCUACCCGCUCAGUCUCUACUUCUCCAAGAUCUCACUCUCGUGCUUCAUCCGCAACCUGACCCCAAAGGCCAAAGACCACUUGGUCGCAUAUGUGGUACAAAUCUCCGUGACUAUCCUGGCGCUGGUCUCGCUCGUCGGGACUGCCUUUCAAUGCAGCCUCCCCAAUGCCUGGGACUAUUAUGCGGGGAAGUGCAUGAACCUGGCCGCAUGGCACUACUUCAAGGGGGUCACGAACAUCAUCACCGACGCCAUGAUCGUCCUGCAAGCGCUGUACCUGAUCGCGCGCAUCCAAACCACCCGGAAACGCAAGCUCAUGUUUGCCAUGAUCUUUCUCUCGCGAGUCCUAGUAAUCCUCAUCAGCAUCGCCGAACUCAUCCUCGUAUCCCAAAACACCGACAACAGCGACCCCUCCUACAGCACCUGGGGCAUCACCAUCAGCAUCGAAACCAUCCAAUGCCUCAGCAUCGUGACCGCCUGCUGGGCGCAACUGAAACCCUUCCUGAACAUGCUCAAAUCCAACGGCCUGCGGAUCCAAGGUGUGGAUUACCGAUCGACGAACAACCAGACGAAAUGGUCGACGACGCGGUCGGGAAAUCGGACGGAGAGUAAAUACACGCGCAGCGGCGAGCACGAGUUGAUGGGGAUGGGGGCGGGUCAGGGGAAUGUCACGACGGUGUCGGCGGCGCGGUUGUCGGAUGAGGAUAGUCAGUCCAGUCAGACGGGCAUCAUACGGGAGAUCCGGACGUGGGUCGUCAGUGAGGAGGUGGAGACGGAGGAGACGUGA